AUCGAUCACAGUUUCAAACCGUGUUCCUUGCGUAAAAAUGGUGACGUUCUGACGACUUGUUCUGUGUCUGCUAGCAAUGCCUUGCUGCUAAGCCGUGAAUUUGAAAGUAAAAUCUUUGCUAGCCGAGUUAGCUAGCCUGCUAGCCGCUAAACAUUAGCGUAACACUGCAGCGGGGUGAAGGAGCGGGUCUUAUCCGUCAUGAAGGAGAUCUUCAGCGGUGUAUGUGCGGCAGGAUUCAUUAUUAUACUGAUCUCACUGGCUGAAGGGGACAGAGGGUAUUCCUAUGCAGAUUGCACAUACGCAAAGCCAGACUAUGCCUCCACCUACUAUGGGGGGCGGUGCUUCUGCUACACCAGUCCUGCAAUUAAAUGGAAAGACUACUGGUCCACUUUCCAGGUCCAGGUGUCAAGUAAGGAGAACGUGGUGAUCGAGUAUCCGAUGGAACUCCGAGCCUGCCACGACACCAAGAACCUUCUGAAGCUGGCGACAUGUGCGAUGGAGCACUACUGGCCCUCGAGGGUUCAGAAGGAGCAGGCGGUGGACAUCCCGCUGGUGGAGGAGGAGGUGUUUUUCAUGGUCAGGUCUCCCAGAGCCAGCGCUGAGUACACACUCCACGUCUCCAAACAGAGGUUUAACAGAAUGAGGUUUUUCCUCUUCAUCUCCGGACUCACGCUCUUCUUCUUCGCCGAAGCCAUAUGCAGGAGCUCGUUAUUUUUCUACAUCUCGGGUGUUUCGCUGGGAAUAAUCUCCAUUUUUGUGUUCCUGCUUCUGGUCCUGAAAAAAUUCAUACCAUCGCGUGGACUUUUCCUGCUGCUGUUCGGGGCCAGCUCCAGCCUCUCAUACCUCGCCCUCCAGAAGCUGAUAAACGAUGAGAUCGUGACGCUGUACUGGAGAGAGCUGCUAGGUUACGUGCUGGUGUCAGGCGUGGUGAGUUUGACCCUGUGUUACCGCCUGGGACCGGUCACUAGCAGGCGCACUCUGGGCGUGACGGCGUGGGCGCUGCAGGCUGUAGGCGUGUUGGUGGCGUGUCACGGCCUCACGUACGCUCCCGUCUCCUGGAUCCUGCUGGCGGUUCUGCUCUCCUUCAUGACCCUGCCUCUGCUGUUCACACUCACCCUGCUGGUCUGGAGACAAACCUGCUGGCUUCUAUCGACGAUCCUGAGUCUGUUCCAGAGGAGGAGAUCCUCUCAGUGCAGGCUUCUGACGGAAGAGGAGUAUCGAGAGCAGGCGGAGAAACACACCAGGUCUUCUCUGGAGGAGCUGAGGAGGCAUUGCAGUAAUCCUGGGUUUCCUGCAUGGGACACGGUGCUGAGACUCCGCACUCCACACGGCUUCGCAGAGUUCCUGCGUAGCGGCGCUCACGUCACUCCUGCAGAGCUGCUGAGCCACGAGCAGAGCUACGGCUUCGGAGCCCAGCGAGACGAAAACACGGCCCUGGACUCGACACACACAACGGCAACGUCGGAGGACUUCAGCGACGACGAAACCCACUCGUCCACACACCAACCUCCUAACCAGAGCCCUUUUACCUCUCCUCCUUCCCUUUCGACACUUUGUUCUCUACUUCCUGCCCUGCCCUCACCUCCUGCCUACACAGCCUCCAUCUGCCCCUACCCUCCCACGCCCUACCCCCCGCCCCCUGAGCGCCCGCUAACAGACGACGACGAGCCCUUCUGACCCCGCACGACAUCAUCCCGUCUACAAAGUUUCUCUACUUUUAUUUUCUACUUUAAAUCAUUUUAACUGGAAAACCGUUUUUAAAUGUGAACUUUUAUAUAGACGGAAAAAAAAACCGAGCGAUUCACGAGGGCUUUCAAUCAAGAUUCAGGGAAACACUGCCCUCUAGGGUCUGUGAGAUGUCAUCACCGUGCACACGAAGCUGUUAAGAAAUUUUAUUUUCAUCAUGUCCUAAUGUGCCAUCAUCCUCAUCAUGUGUAUUGUAAAAUAUUUUUUAUGAUUACUUCCUGUCCAUUUUAUAAUUUUCUCUGUGUUUUGAUCAGUUUCAUGCUUUAUUUAAUAAAUUACAAAGACACUA
Silurus meridionalis is the source of this 2035-nucleotide messenger RNA. RefSeq names its product nuclear envelope integral membrane protein 2 (gene nemp2). The record is from RefSeq and is a predicted model, not a curated record. The transcript has 9 exons. The coding region runs from base 199 to 1677 and encodes 492 amino acids. NCBI's taxonomy places the organism in Eukaryota, Metazoa, Chordata, Actinopteri, Siluriformes, Siluridae. Gene Ontology annotation, cellular component: nuclear envelope.